Galeopterus variegatus (Sunda flying lemur) is the source of this 3298-nucleotide messenger RNA. RefSeq names its product multimerin-1-like. Gene Ontology annotation, molecular function: extracellular matrix constituent conferring elasticity; protein binding. The record is from RefSeq and is a predicted model, not a curated record. NCBI's taxonomy places the organism in Eukaryota, Metazoa, Chordata, Mammalia, Dermoptera, Cynocephalidae. The transcript is spliced from 7 exons. The coding region runs from base 84 to 3050 and encodes 988 amino acids.
UCAGUGUGAAAGCAACUGUCGAGUAAGCUAGAAGAACUUUGUCCCCCAAUUUCACAUGAGCUUUGUUGCUUCAAACUCCUGAGAUGAAGGGAGCAAGGUUAUUUGUUCUGCUUUCUAGUUUAUGGAGUGGGGGCAUUGGACUUAACAACACCAAGCAUUCUUGGACUACACCUGAGAAUGGAAACUCCCAGAAUAUGACCUCUGCUUCAGUUCCUCUAAAUAAAAUACAAAGUCACCAAAUGCUGCCAACCACUCGGGUCAUGUCAGCAGAGACAGCUACAACUCCUGAGACAAGAACUUCUGAAGAGAGUCUUCUAAAAUCCAUACUGCCUCCUGCAGAGACAAGUGCACCUCCCAAGGGUGUGAGAAACCAAACUCUCACACCCACAAAGAAGACAGAAGAAGGGGGAGUGAAAUUACAAAACCCUGCCCUCCCAACCGAAUCUACUAGCAUCAAGUUCAAUCCUGGAGCGGAGUCAGUAGUCCUUUCCAACUCUACGCUGAAAUUUCUUCAGAGCUUUGCCAGAAAGUCAAAUCAACAAGCGAUCUCUCUAAACUCAACUGGAGGCACGGGAAAUAGAUCCCCACGGGAAACGUACCUCAGCAGAGGUGACAGCAGUCAAAGCCAAGGAACCAGUUACCCAAAAUCAAGCUUCGAAACAACUAGAGGAAAGAAUUGGUGUGCUUAUGUACAUACCAGAUUAUCUCCUACAGUGAUAUUGGACAACCAGGUCACUUAUGUUCCAGGUGGAAGAGGACCCUGUGGCUGGCCCAGUGGAUCCUGUCCUCAGAGAUCUCAGAAAUUAUCCAAUCCUGUCUACAGGAUGCAACAUAAAAUUGUUACUUCAUUGGAUUGGAAAUGCUGUCCUGGAUACAGUGGACCAAAAUGUCAGCUAAAAGCCCAGGAACAGCAGCCACUGAUACACAGCAGCCAGGCUGAAAGUCAUGAAGCUGCUGGCAGAGGGUCAGCUGAGCAACAGCAGCAGAAGCAACUGCAGCGGGAGCAGCAAGACUGUGGUGAUCCAGGUCGUCUAAAAUCCAAAAGCAUUAAUAAUCUGGUAAAGGACAUAGUAAGAGAACAAUUUAAAUUUUUUCAAAAUGACAUGCAAGAGACUGUAGCACAGCUCUUCAAGACUGUAUCGAGUCUAUCAGAGGACCUUGAAAACGUCAGGCAAGUAGUUCGACAAGUUAAUGAAUCUGUGGUUUUAAUAGCAGUUCAGCAAAAGUCUGUUUUAAUGCAAGAAAAUAGGCCCACUUUGAUGGAUAUCGUAGAGCUAAAGAAUCACAUUGUGAAUGUAAGGCAAGAAAUGACUUUUGCAUGUGAGAAGCCUAUUAAAGAACUAGAAGCAAAGCAGGCUCGUUUAGAAGGUGCUCUAGAAAAGGAACACUCAAGGAGCUUUCUGUAUUAUGAAUCCCUCAAUAAGGCACUUUCUAAAAUGAAGGAGGUACAUGAGCAGCUUUUAUCCACUGAACAAGUAUCAGACCAGAAGAACAUUCCAGCUGCUGAAUCAGCUAGUAAUAAUGUCACUGAGUACAUGUCUACUUUACACGAGAAUGUAAAGAAGCAGGGUUUAAUGAUGCUGCAAAUGUUUGAUGAUUUGCAUAUCCAAGACACCAAGAUUAACAAUCUCACCAUCGCUUUGGAAAUGGAGAAAGAAUCUGUCAGGGGUGAAUGUGAAGACAUGUUGUCCAAAUGCAGAAAUGAUUUUAAAUUUCAACUUAAGGACACAGAGGAGAACGUACAUGUGUUAAACCAAACAUUGGCUGAGUUUCUCUUUCCAAUGGACGAUAAGAUGGAUAAAAUGAGUGAGCAACUAAAUGAUUUGACUUAUGAUAUGGAGAUCCUCCAACCUUUGCUUGAGCAGGGAGCAUCACUUAGACAGACAAUGACGUCUCAACAACCAAAGGAAGCAGUAGUGAUAAGGAAAAAGGUGGAAAGUCUGACCACUGCUGUCAAUAGUCUAAAUUUUCUCAUCAAAGAACUUACAAAAAGGUACAACUUACUUAGAAAUGAAGUACAGAGUCGUGGUGAUGCCUUAGAAAGACAUAUUAAUGAAUAUGUCUUAGAAAUGGAAGACGGCCUAAAUAAGACAAUGAUUAUUAUGAACAAUGCCAUUGACUUCAUUCAAGAUAACUAUGUGCUAAAAGAGACUUUGAGUACUGUUAAGUAUAAUCCCGAGGUCCAUCAUAAAUGUACCCAAAAUAUGGAAACUAUUUUGGCAUUUAUUUCUCAAUUCCAACAUUUGAAUGAUUCUAUUGAGAUGUUGGACAAUGAUAAUCAGAGAUACAACUUUGUUUUGCAAGUUGCCAAGGCCCUUGCAAAUAUUCCUAAAGAUGAGAAACUAAAUCAGUCCAACUUUCAAAAGAUUUAUGAAAUGUUCGAUAAAACCACUUCCCAAGUGAUAAAAUACCAGCAAAAUAUGAGUCAUCUGGAAGAAAAAAUACUUGCAGCAACUAAAAUUGCCAGAAAUUUUGAAACUCGCUUGCAAGGCAUUGAAUCUAAAGUGACCCAGAUGCUGAUACCAUUUUAUAUUUCAAUUAAAAAAGGCAGUGGAACCACAAAUGACAGAAACCAGGCUCUUCAACUGCAGGUGUUAAAUUCCAGAUUUAAGGCACUGGAAGCAAAAUCCAUCUAUCUUUCAAUUAACUUCUCUUUGCUUAACACCACUCUCUAUGAAGUUUUAACAGUGUGUCAUGAUGCAUCUAUGAGUAUAUCUGAACUGAAUGCUACCAUACCUAAGUGGAUAAAAGGUUCCCUGCCAGAUAUGCAGCUUCUUCAGAAAGGUCUGACUGAAUUCGUGGAAUCAAUAAUUGAAAUAAAAACUCAAGCUGCCAUGUCUAAUUUAACUUGGUAUAUAGAUCAAUCUUUGUCUGGCAGUCUGGGAAAUGUGAUCAAGUCUCAGAAGCAAGUUAAAUCAUUGCUGAAGAAACCUGGUACACUUAAGAAACCAACAGUCAAUCUUACCACUGUCCUGAUAGGCCGGGCUCAGAGAAACACGGACAACAUUAUAUAUCCUGAAGGUCCUCAAAACCCUGCACAAGUUUGGUGAUUCACAAGAAGCACUCUUCGGACUUGGGAUAUAGUGAUGUUCGUGUUCACAGCUAAGAUUUAUUAUGAUAAAAAGAUACACAAUAGGAGGGUAGACACAGUGAAUGACUCUUAUCAGCUGGGGACUGGAGAGAAGUCACAUUCCCAGAUGCUGCCCAAGGGCAAAACCUUGCAAGUAGGCCUUUCUAAAGAUAGCAGUUUCCAGCCUCCUAUGUUAACUCUUCACUGUGCAUGAUCUUAAAGAUACUU